CCCCCAGCACACCAGAGAUGAGCGCAGGGCACUGGGCUCAGGAGGGCUCCAAGCAGCCUCUGCCAGCAGCGCAGGGGACUCUUAUCAACAACCCACAGCUGGCCAAAGGGAGGGGAGAUAUGGCAAUUCCCGUGAUGCGACAACUAUGUCUCCACAAACAGGACAGGGGCACUGCAGGAGCACCGGGAAGGAACUCCUGAAGGGAGAAGAGCAAAACCAGUGUUAGAUGAGGUCACAUAACCGCCGGCAGCUCCAGCUGCAGGCUGCAGGGAGCAGACGGUGCCAGACGCCCAGCGGUGCUGUCCCGGCCAUCCAGCUCCUCCGGGGUUCGACCCACUCACUCGAACGAGGUGGAAACACUGUACAAGUCCAGUCCAGCCAAGAUCUGCUGAGGUCAAGGGAGUGGAGAGCAGACUGAAGAGGUUCAGACCCAUCUGAAACCUUCCUUCCCACAGGAAUGCUGGUGUCCAGUAUGGAGAUAGAAGAGAUGGAGACCCUGGCCAAUGAGGUGGAGGAGAGGAGUGGAAGAGUGGAUGUGACCCUGGACCCAAACACUGCCAACCCCUUCCUCAUCCUGGCUGAUGAUGGGCGAGACGUGAGGCGCGGGGACACGUGGACAUCGCUGCCCGACAACCCCGAGCGGUUCGACACGGAGCCCUGUGUGCUGGGGGGCCGGGGCUUCACGGCGGGGCAGCACUGCUGGGAGGUGGAGGUGGCCGAGGGGGGCAACUGGUGGGCUGCAGGGGUGGCCCGGGAGUCUGUCAGGAGGAAGGGGGUCCUCAGUUUUACCCCCGAGGAGGGGAUCUGGGCCGUGGGGCAGUGGUUUGGACAGUACCACGCUUUUACUGACCCUGACUGGACACCCCUGCACCUUGCCCAGGUGCCCAGGGCCAUCCAGGUCUCUUUGGACUUGGUGGGCAGGCAGGUGGCGUUUGCUGAUGCUGAAAACGAAGCCCCGAUCUUUGCUUUCUGCCUGGCUUCAUGUCCUGAGGAGAGGCUACACCCGUGGCUCUGGGUGGGAAUGGACUCGUGCCUCAGGCUGUGUCAUACGUUUGCGGAGAUGCCUUUUCUUUUGUUUUUCCAGUACUUUGUUACGUGCAACACCAUGCUCCUCAUUCACAAGGCAGAGGCAGAUGGGUUUGCAGUGCCAGCAUCCAGUCACCCUGUCCUUGCUGCUGUGGGGGGGGCUGCUGUGCUGCCCUGCUGCCUUGACCUGGGGGCGAGCGCUCGGCCCUCAGAGGUGAGCUGGCUCCGGAUGCCACACUCAUCACUCGUGCAUCACUACUGCGAGCAGAAGGGCCAGGACAGGGAGCAGACUCCAGAGUACCGAGGCAGGACAGAACUGCUGAUACACCGCAUCCGCCAGGGCUGCAUGGAUUUGAGACUUUCUGCUGUCCGACCCUCUGAUGAGGGGCAGUACACCUGCUUGGUUCGUAGUGGCAUCAGCUACAAAGAAGCUCGGCUGGAACUGAAGGUGACAGCCAUGGGGUCUGCUCCUCAUAUCUCCGUGGAGAAUAUCCAAGGAGGCAUCAGAAUUGUGUGUCGAUCAUCUGGUUGGUACCCAGAGCCCCGGGUCCUGUGGAGAGAUUCCAGCCAUCAGCACAUACCUUCAGAGGCUGAAAACCGAUCCCGGGACGCAAGGGGCCUCUUUGAAGCACAGAGCACCCUCCUUGUCAUGGGAAGUACUCCAAAGGACUUGUCCUGUGUGGUGAGGAACACGUACCUCAACGAAGAAAAGGAAACUGCUUUUCACAUGUCAGACUUUUUACGAGGAGCCUAUCCAGGCGUGGUUGUUCCAAGUGUGAUCCUGACAGUGUUUGGUGUCAUUGGCUUCAUUACUUAUCUGUUGAAGAUCAAAGGGUGGAGGAGAUUUGCAGACAAACUAGGAAAAGCAAACAUGACUCUGGAUCCAGACACCGCUCACCCCUGGCUGCUCCUCUCAAAGGAUGGUAAAGGCGUGAGAUGGGGAGCAGAGUGGCAAGAGCGACCUGAAGGACCUGAGAGGUUUGAUACAUGGUGUUGUGUGCUGGGCUACGAGGGCUUCACUUCUGGGCAGCACACCUGGGAGGUCACCGUGGACAGUGCAAAGAGCUGGGGCGUGGGACUUGCCAGGGCCUCUCUGCAGAGGAAGGGACGGAUCCCACUCAGCCCCCAGGAGGGGCUCUGGGCUGUGGUGAAGCUGGACAAAGUUUUUCGGGCUCUGACGUCCCCUGAAUGCACCCCACUGCCACUGACCUGCAUCCCAAGAAGGAUGCGCAUUUCUCUGGAUUAUGAAAAGGGUCAAGUAGCCUUUUCAAAUGCUGAUACAGAUGCCCCCAUCUUCACUUUCCUGCCAGCCUCGUUCAAGGGAGAGAGGAUCCACCUUUGGCUCUGGGUAUGGGAUAAAAAAUCCUGGCUCAGGUUGUCUCCCUGAAGCCAUGGUUGUCUCCCUGUCUCCAUGGCCUUUAGAGAACCUGUAUUAGUUUAGCCUUGCCUCUACAUUUCUGAAGACUUCCUAGUGAAUUAAUUUGUGAGCUGGAGGGUCAGUGUUUUAGGAUGGUUUUGUCAAUCAGCAGGCUAACAGGCGAGCAGCGGUUGAAAGGUGAUGGGCAGCUUAGAGAAAGGGUUUCCCUCUUGGGAGGGCAGUAGUCUGUGCUGAGCCUUGUCUGCAGUUCUACGUGUUGUGUGACAGCUGGGUGGUCCCAAAGCAAUUCCUACUUGCUGGAUCUUGCUCUUUGGAGGUGCACAGCCUAUGUGUUUCUAUGAAUGGAAAGAGAUGAUGAGAAAGCUUGAGCUUCAUUCACAGCUGUCCACCUACAUGACAUUUUAGGCCAGGCUCUCGUCUUUCGGCACACAACAGCAAGAUUACGAUUUGUGAGACCAGAACUCGGAGUUCCAUGACCACCACUCAGCAACUUUGCCUUGGUUUUGCAGCUUGUUGGAAAUGUCCUGUGCCAGAAUAACAGCAGCCUCAGGAUGCGGCGGCUCCACACAUCCCUUUUUUCCAGCAGUUUAGCUUGUCUGAGGUCAACCCACCACAGUCCUUUUUGGCACCACUCAACAUGGGGCUUGAAGAAGCCUUGUGAGAAACAAAGUUGUGUUUUUGCAAUAGAAGGUGUUUUUGCAGUGGAA
Molecule: messenger RNA, 3111 nt
Organism: Oxyura jamaicensis (ruddy duck)
Lineage: Eukaryota; Metazoa; Chordata; Aves; Anseriformes; Anatidae
Product: butyrophilin subfamily 1 member A1-like
Exons: 10
Coding region: 458-2413 (651 amino acids)
Molecular function (GO): protein binding
Source: RefSeq, a predicted model, not a curated record